Ilex paraguariensis (yerba mate) is the source of this 5155-nucleotide messenger RNA. The record is from the annotation of a GenBank genome assembly. Lineage: Eukaryota; Viridiplantae; Streptophyta; Magnoliopsida; Aquifoliales; Aquifoliaceae.
GGAGGACCCUUCGGACCAGACCAGACCAGAGAGAGAGUUUUAGAGAGAGAAACUUGAGAGAGACAAAGAAGCGUAAGCUAAUGUAGAGAGCAAAAGACACAUAAAUAAGCAAAAUAUAUGUAGAGAGAGAAAGAGCCUUAAACUUGCUUUCGUAUAUAAGCUUCACACCUCAUUUCUUAGAGAGAGAAAACAAAAAGGGCCUCUCUUUACGUCUUUACCAGGCUCAAAAAAACCAUCAUCAGGAAAAAAAAAAAAGGCUUUGUUUUCUGCUAUUUAUCAACAUCUUGGCUGAAAUUUCGAAGCUACAAGUCCGUGUUCGCUCCGAUCUGACUAGCUGAGUUGGCGGUGUUGUUUGUCUCCUUCUCUUUUAUUGAUGAGGUGAAGGGAAAGAGAUCGAAAUUUAGACUCAUCAAUGGCAACAGCCGUUAACAUUAUUGUUGGUUCUCAUGUAUGGGUCGAAGAUCCAGUCUUGGCCUGGAUUGAUGGAGAAGUAACCCGAAUCAAUGGUCAAGAUGUUCACAUUCGUAUUACAAAUGGAAAAACAGUUGUCACAAAUAUCUCAAAAGUGUUUCCGAAGGAUACUGAAGCGCCUCCCGGAGGUGUAGAUGACAUGACCAAGCUUUCAUAUCUGCACGAACCCGGAGUUCUACAAAACCUGGCCACAAGAUAUGAACUUAAUGAAAUUUAUACCUAUACUGGAAAUAUUUUGAUUGCAAUUAAUCCGUUUCAAAGACUACCUCAUCUGUAUGAUACGCACAUGAUGGACCAAUAUAAAGGAGCAGCAUUUGGAGAGCUAAGUCCUCAUGUUUUUGCAGUUGCUGAUGUUGCGUACAGGGCAAUGAUCAAUGAGGGAAAGAGCAACUCAAUUUUAGUUAGUGGAGAAAGUGGUGCCGGUAAGACUGAAACAACAAAGAUGCUUAUGAGAUAUCUUGCAAAUCUAGGUGGUCGGUCUGGAGUAGAAGGACGGACAGUCGAACAACAAGUUUUGGAAUCCAAUCCAGUUCUUGAAGCAUUUGGCAAUGCCAAAACUGUCAGGAAUAACAACUCAAGCCGAUUUGGUAAAUUUGUUGAGAUACAAUUUGAUAAGAAUGGGAGGAUAUCAGGAGCAGCCAUACGAACUUAUCUUCUUGAGAGAUCUCGUGUUUGCCAAAUUUCAGACCCUGAAAGAAACUACCACUGCUUUUAUCUUCUUUGUGCAGCACCACCUGAGGAAAGAGAAAAGUAUAAGUUGGGAAGCCCUAGAUCAUUCCGUUAUUUAAAUCAAUCCAAUUAUUAUGAGCUUGAUGGAGUGGAUGAUGCUCAUGAAUAUCUUGCCACAAGAAGGGCAAUGGAUAUAGUUGGAAUAAGCGAGGAAGAGCAGGAAGCAAUUUUCAGGGUUGUGGCUGCAAUUCUUCAUCUUGGUAAUAUUGAAUUUGCAAAGGGAAAGGAGAUUGACUCUUCUGUGAUCAAGGAUGAAAAAUCUAGGUUCCAUCUUAAUACCACUGCUGAAUUGCUCAAGUGUGAUUGCAAGAGCUUGGAAGAUGCUCUGAUUAAGCGUGUGAUGGUGACACCUGAGGAAGUUAUUACAAGAACUCUUGAUCCGGAAGCUGCUUUGGAUAGCAGGGAUGCUUUUGCUAAAACCAUAUACUCCCGUUUGUUUGACUGGAUUGUGGAAAAGAUAAACAUUUCGAUUGGGCAGGAUCCAAACUCAAAAUCACUUAUUGGGGUCCUUGAUAUAUAUGGGUUUGAAAGUUUUAAGCAAAACAGUUUUGAGCAGUUCUGUAUCAAUUUUACUAAUGAAAAACUGCAACAACAUUUUAACCAGCAUGUGUUCAAGAUGGAACAAGAAGAUUACGAGAGGGAGCAAAUAAAUUGGAGCUACAUAGAGUUUGUUGAUAACCAGGAUGUGCUCGAUCUGAUUGAGAAGAAACCUGGAGGAAUUAUUGCACUUCUAGAUGAAGCCUGCAUGUUUCCUAAAUCUACUCAUGAAACAUUUGCUCAGAAGUUAUAUCAGACAUUUACGAAAAACAAGCGUUUCAUCAAACCUAAGCUCUCUCGCACUAGUUUUACAAUUUCUCACUAUGCAGGCGAGGUGACUUAUCUUGCCGAUCUGUUUCUAGACAAAAACAAAGAUUAUGUGGUGGCAGAACAUCAGGAUCUUUUAACGGCCUCCAAGUGCCCCUUUGUGGCUGGUUUAUUUCCUCCCCUUCCGGAAGAAUCAUCAAAGUCAUCUAAGUUUUCUUCCAUUGGGUCGCGCUUUAAGCUGCAACUUCAAUCUUUGAUGGAGACCUUGAAUUCGACAGAACCUCACUACAUCAGAUGUGUGAAACCAAACAAUGUCCUCAAGCCUGCUAUCUUUGAGAACCUGAAUAUAAUUCAACAAUUGCGCUGUGGUGGUGUUCUCGAGGCAAUCAGGAUCAGUUGUGCUGGAUACCCCACUAGACGAACAUUUUAUGAGUUCCUUCUCCGUUUUGGUGUUCUUGCUCCAGAAGUUUUAGAAGGAAACCAUGAUGACAAGGUUGCAUGUCAAAUGAUUUUGGACAAAAUGGCAUUAAAAGGUUAUCAGAUAGGCAAGACAAAGGUCUUCCUACGAGCUGGUCAGAUGGCAGAGCUAGAUGCAAGGAGGGCAGAGGUUCUUGGAAAUGCAGCUAAAAUCAUUCAACGGCAAAUUCGUACUUACAUUGCUCGCAAGGAGUUUAUCUCAUUACGCCAAGCUGCCAUUCAACUGCAGUCAUGUUGGCGAGGUAUGUUGGCUUGCAAACUAUAUGACGAAUUGCGUCGGGAAGCAGCUGCUCUCAAGAUUCAAAAGAACUUCCGAUGUUACAUGGCUAGGAAAUCUUACUUAACAGUGAGGUUGGCUGCAAUCACAUUGCAGGCAGGCAUGAGGGCUAUGACAGCUCGCAAUGAAUUCAGAUAUAGAAAACAAACUAAGGCUGCCAUUAAAAUCCAGGCCCAUUGGCGUUGCAACAGAGCGUAUUCUUACUACAAGAGUCUUCAAAGGGCUUCUAUUGUUACUCAAUGUGGUUGGAGACAACGGGUUGCUCGGAGAGAGCUUCGGAACCUUAAAAUGGCUGCAAGGGAAACAGGCGCCCUCAAAGAAGCAAAAGACAAGCUAGAAAAGCGUGUGGAAGAACUUACAUGGCGGUUGCAGCUUGAGAAGCAAUUAAGGACUAAUUUGGAAGAAAUCAAAUCCCAAGAAGUUGCCAAAUUACAUGAGGCUUUGCAUGCAAUGCAAAUACAAGUAGAAGAAGCAAAUUCCAGAAUUAUCAAAGAACGAGAGGCUGCACGGAAAGCUAUAGAAGAAGCUCCUCCAGUCAUUAAAGAGACCCCUGUUAUAGUUCAAGACACAGAAAAGGUUGAUGCAUUAACAGCUGAGGUAGAGAGCUUGAAGGCUUUGCUACUAUCAGAGAAGCAGGUUACAGAAGAGGCUAGAAAGGCUUUUGCAGAUGCUGAGAGUAAGAAUGCAGCGCUGGUUACAAAACUUGAAGACACAGAGCGAAAAGUAGAUCAGCUUCAAGAUUCUGUGCAGAGGCUUGAGGAAAAACUUUCUAAUAGUGAGUCGGAGAAUCAAGUACUUCGUCAGCAAGCACUGACCAUAUCACCAACUGGAAAAGCUUUAUCUGCACGACCAAAAACAACAAUUAUUCAUAGAACUCCGGAGAAUGGAAAUGUGCUGAAUGGAGAAACAAAAUUUGCACCUGACAUGACUCUUGCUGUAUCAAAUCCACGGGAGCCUGAAUCUGAAGAAAAACCACAGAAAUCCCUUAAUGAAAAGCAGCAGGAGAACCAAGAUCUACUGAUCAAGUGUAUUUCACAAGAUUUAGGGUUUUCUGGAGGCAAACCUGUUGCUGCUUGUGUCAUAUACAAAUGCCUUCUCCACUGGAGGUCAUUUGAAGUUGAAAGAACUAGUGUGUUUGACCGUAUAAUCCAGACUAUAGCUUCAGCCAUAGAGGUCCAGGAUAAUAAUGACAUGUUAGCUUACUGGUUGUGCAAUACGUCCACAUUGUUGAUGCUACUCCAACACACACUCAAAGCAAGUGGAGCAGCUAGCUUGACUCCACAACGCCGGAGAUCAUCAUCAGCUUCUCUCUUCGGGAGGAUGUCCCAAGGAUUGCGAGCAUCUCCACAGAGUGCUGGGCUCUCAUUUCUCAAUGGUCGAGUGCUUGGUAGAUUGGACGACUUACGUCAAGUUGAGGCAAAAUAUCCAGCUUUGCUGUUUAAACAACAGCUUACUGCUUUCCUUGAGAAAAUAUAUGGAAUGAUAAGAGACAAUUUAAAGAAAGAAAUUUCCCCAUUGCUUGGGUUAUGUAUUCAGGCACCUAGGACAUCUCGUGCUGGUUUGAUAAAGGGGCGUUCACAAGCUAAUGCUGUUGCUCAACAAACUCUGAUCGCUCAUUGGCAGAGCAUUGUGAAAAGCCUAAAUAAUUACUUGAAGACAAUGAAAGCAAACUAUGCUCCCCCCUUCUUAGUUCACAAAGUGUUCACUCAAAUAUUUUCAUUUGUCAAUGUUCAGCUAUUUAACAGUCUUCUUUUGCGACGUGAAUGUUGCUCAUUCAGUAACGGAGAGUAUGUAAAAGCAGGGUUGGGCGAAUUAGAGCAAUGGUGUUGCUAUGCAACUGAGGAAUAUGUAGGCUCAGCUUGGGAUGAAUUGAAGCAUAUUAGACAGGCUGUUGGAUUCCUAGUUAUACAUCAAAAACCCAAAAAGACUUUGAAUGAGAUAACGAAUGAACUGUGCCCUGUGCUCAGCAUUCAACAAUUAUACAGGAUCAGUACUAUGUACUGGGAUGACAAAUAUGGCACCCACAGUGUAUCUUCAGAUGUUAUUUCGAGUAUGAGGGUUCUGAUGACAGAGGACUCUAACAGUGCUGUUAGCAGUUCGUUUUUAUUGGAUGAUGACUCGAGCAUCCCAUUCUCUGUGGAUGACAUAUCCAAGUCAAUGCAACAAGUAGACAUAGCUGAUAUUGAACCUCCGCCAUUAAUCCGUGAAAACUCUGGUACAUCUCAUUCCAUGAGACUGCGAGACAUCUCGUGUAGUGGAUUGCUAAUGCAGAAGAUAAUUGAUGGAAAUGAAGGAGGGUUUAUAUUCAAUAGGGUGCUUGUUAACAGAAAUCAGAGGCCAAUUGAUGCAAACGGUUGCAGGCUUGCAGCUAACCGGAUGUUUCUGCACAAAAUCUAG